Pseudozyma flocculosa PF-1 is the source of this 1911-nucleotide messenger RNA. RefSeq lists its product as uncharacterized. The record is from RefSeq and is a predicted model, not a curated record. Gene Ontology annotation, molecular function: asparagine synthase (glutamine-hydrolyzing) activity. Bases 1 to 1911 code for a protein of 636 amino acids. Lineage: Eukaryota; Fungi; Basidiomycota; Ustilaginomycetes; Ustilaginales; Ustilaginaceae. The transcript has 6 exons.
AUGUGCGGCAUCGCCCUGCUCGUCUCGACCAGCGGCAAUGACGAGCGCACAACGCAAGAUCCAAAGCCCUCGCUGAAAGCGCUGUAUCCGGCGGUGCAGCGCAGCAAUCGCCGCAGAGGUCCCGACCAGGACGCGGCGGCAACACACACGCUGGUACGGCAAGAUGGAUCGCAGAUCGUCCUGUCGCUCACCAGCAGCGUGCUCGGUCUGCGCGGCCGUGUCCUGACGCCGCAGCCGCUCGUCUCGGCCAACGGCCGGUUCCUCCUCGCAUGGAAUGGCCAGAUCUUUGACUGGGAUCAGCCUUCCAGUAUCACGACGUCGUCCAAGGCCAAGCUGGACCGCGGAGAAAACGACGGACGUCUCCUCUUCGACACUAUCGUGGAGCGCGUCGAGUUGCUCGAGGCAGGCCAAGGAGCGUCUGCACCAGCGGCAGCCUCGAGCAUCGGAGAAGCAGUGCGCUCGAGCCUGGCCGAAGUCGAGGGACCGUAUGCCUUCGCUCUGGUCGACAAGCUGGCUGGCGUUUUGGUGUAUGGACGCGACCCGCUCGGGCGUAGAUCCCUGCUCGUCACCUACGACGGCGAGCAAGGCAUGAUGCUGGCGUCGGUCUCCUGCCUCGAGGCUGUGACUGCUGGCCUCGACAUGCAAGAGGCGGACUGCGCGUCGCUCUGGACCGUCAAUCUGCAUCAAAGCCACCUCGAGUCUUCAGCUCUGGAACGCCAAUCUAGCAGAUACGCCCCUCUGCGGCUGUACGAGCUUGACAAUCCUGCAGCGACGCCAACCGACCUCGACGUACCAUCUUCAUCCCUGGAGGACCGCCAUGCGGCGAGUGCAGCCUUCGAAGCGGUGCUCGCCAAGAGCGUCGAGGCGCGCGUCACCAACAUCCGCACCCACGGACGGCGGGACGAGGCGCACGUUGCGGUCCUCUUCUCGGGCGGCCUCGACUGCGCCACACUGGCGCGGCUGGCCGAUCGCUUCGUCCCGCUCGAGCAGCCCAUCGACCUGCUCAAUGUCGCCUUUGAGAACCCGCGCGCCAUCAAGGCGGCGAGACUCGAAGCGGAGCGGGCGCGUCUGCGAGCGUGCAAGCAGCAAGCGCCGCGCCGGCGGAGGGCAGCGUUCGAGGCAGGUCAAGAGGCUUCCCCGCUCGACUCGGGCGAUCGUGGGCAGGCCGACGCGACGAGCGCUGCGGCGCUGGAUGUCGCCUUGCCCGAGGUCGACAUUUACGACGUGCCGGACCGCCUGACGGGUCGAGCGACGCACGCCGAGCUGGUGGCGCUCGCCCCGCGGCGGCGCUGGAACUUUGUCGAGAUCAACGUCACCUAUGCCGAGUACUGCGAGGCGCGCGAGACGGUCAUGGCGCUGAUGCACCCUACAGCCAGCGUGAUGGAUCUUAGCAUCGCGUCCGCCCUCUUCUUCGCAUCCCGCGGGUAUGGCCAUGUGGUCGAAGCGUCGAGCAUGCGCCGUCAAGCCUACACGACGCCGGCGCGCGUGCUGAUCUCGGGUCUGGGCGCCGACGAGCUGUUGGGCGGCUACUCGCGCCACCGCAACGCCUUUGCGCGGCACGGCUGGGCGGGCCUCGUCGAAGAGCUCCAACUCGACCUCGCCCGCCUCCCGACGCGCAACCUGGGGCGGGACGACCGCAUCCUCUCGACGCAUGGCCGCGAAGCGCGCUACCCCUUCCUCGCUCACCCGGUCCUCUCCCACCUCUGCUCCCUCCCCGUUCCCGCAAAGACGGACCCGAGGAUGGGCGAAGGGACGGGCGACAAGCUCCUGCUGCGCGACCUCGCCUCGUCGCCCUCGAUCGGCCUCGUCGGCGCAGCCAGGCUCAAGAAGCGCGCCAUGCAGUUUGGCACGCGCGCUGCCAAGAUCGACGAGGGACAGGGAAACGUAAAGGGACACGAGUCGAUCAAGUGA